GCUAACAAGUCAGAGAAAUUAUGUCAAAAUUAGAUGAUUUAUUUGAUAAGAAGAAAGAUGAAGCGCCCAUGUUGGAUUUAUCUAAAACUACAAUCAACACUGCAGAGGAGUACAGAGCUGUCCUUGACAAAGUCCCGGAGUUUAAAACUAGGCCCGAAAAGGUGAGAGCAGAAGAUAUUAAAAUAAAAGACAGACCAGAAGAUCAGAAAAUCAAGACACCGAAGAAAGAAAUAAGGGCAUAUGAAAAACUUGGAACCCGUGCUUACGAAGAUAAGCAUUUCACAUUUAUGGACCCAGUACCGGUGGAAAUGCGGGAAUUAAAGUUUGAAGAAUUAUGUUCCGUGCCGAUAGAGUGGCGGAUGCUCACAUCAAUACGACCAAAAUCUAAAUUAGACGAAGAAUACUUCAAUAGGCUGAUCGAAUUACGGAAAUCGGAAUUAAGAACCAAGGCCCGAGACAAGAGGGAGUACGCAAAAAACAACAUGGUGAAAAAAACGAAAAAUCGAUCAGGCGUAACGGAAACAAGAAUAUUGUCUUGUGCGGAGUGCGGCGAAGAGUACUGCAAUGGUAUGAUGUGUGCCAUCACAAAUUACGACAUGUUUGCUCGUUUGAAGCUGGAGAUAGAGCCGAAAGCGACGCGGCACGCUGCGCCCGCGCACGGCGGGGGAAAGCUGCGCAAACUGCGAAGAAAGAUGCGCAGAAAGCCGCGCAGCAAAAGUGCAGCGCCCCCUGUAAUGCGCAAAACUACGAGAAACAAAUCCUGGGCUAAAAGCGACUCUGAACUCUAAUCUACUGUGUUAAGAAACAAACAGUAACGUUUUCUUGGAUAUGUUGAUAAAAUAUUAUUUUUCAUCUACUAUUUUUACAGCUUACGCUAGAUUCAAUCAUAGUUAAUUCCUAAAAAUGGCCAGUUAGCUUUAUUAAACUAGAUUUUUAUAACUGUCUUGAAAUUAAAUUGUAAGAACGUGCGCACAACUUUGAUUAAACGAUCGCACAUCUCUUUAGUCGCGUUUUGAUUUCUAUCAGCUUAUACGGAGGUGCGAACACACUUUUAGUUGUGCGACUAAACAGUUGAAUUGGCUGCGAAACAACCGAUAAUCGCACAAUUGUUGUGCGACAGUUUAGACAAAGGUGUGCUCCCUCUCUCAUAAGGAGGUUAAUAUCUGGGCAAGGCUAUAAAGUUACUACAUAAUAAAUCUUUAUGUAAAUAUUAUUUGUCAAGUAAUAUUGAAUAAAAUACUUUACUAAGUGCUAUAUUGUAAUGUUAGCUCGUAUUGAACUUUGGAGUCAAUCUCUUUUUUCCACCAGCUUUGUGGACUGUCCAAUUACAGGUGUCAAGUUGAAUUACGUGUAUUGCUUUUUCGUCCUAAUUUUUUGAGAUCGGUAUUUAUUAAUAAAAAUUAAAUUAAUAUGUGCAAAUAGUUUUACGUUUACACAAAUGAAAAAA
Messenger RNA from Papilio polytes (common Mormon), 1447 nucleotides. RefSeq lists its product as uncharacterized. The transcript has 4 exons. NCBI's taxonomy places the organism in Eukaryota, Metazoa, Arthropoda, Insecta, Lepidoptera, Papilionidae. The coding region runs from base 21 to 788 and encodes 255 amino acids. The record is from RefSeq and is a predicted model, not a curated record.